Molecule: messenger RNA, 737 nt
Organism: Nomascus leucogenys (northern white-cheeked gibbon)
Lineage: Eukaryota; Metazoa; Chordata; Mammalia; Primates; Hylobatidae
Product: platelet factor 4
Biological process (GO): chemokine-mediated signaling pathway; inflammatory response; neutrophil chemotaxis
Cellular component (GO): extracellular region
Molecular function (GO): CXCR chemokine receptor binding; chemokine activity
Source: RefSeq, a predicted model, not a curated record
CAGACCCAGCCCGACUUUCCCAUCCCACUGAGAUCCUGCUGGAAGCUCUGCGGCAGCAUGAGCUCUGCAGCCGGGUUCUGCGCCUCACGCCCAGGGCUGCUGUUCCUGGGGUUGCUGCUCCUGCCAGUUGUGGUCGCCUUCGCCAGCGCUGAAGCUGAAGAAGAUGGAGACCUGCAGUGCCUGUGUGUGAAAACCACCUCCCAGGUCCGUCCCAGGCACAUCACCAGCCUGGAGGUGAUCAAGGCUGGACCCCACUGCCCCACUGCCCAACUGAUAGCCACGCUGAAGAAUGGGAGGAAAAUUUGCUUGGACCUGCAAGCCCCGCUGUACAAGAAAAUAAUUAAGAAACUUUUGGAGAGUAAGCUACUAGCUGACUAACUGUGUGCAUUUGCUAUAUAGCAUACUUUUUUUUCCAGUUUCAAUCUAACUGUGAAAUAACUUCUGAUAUUUGUGUUAUCUUUAUGAUUUUAAAUAAACAAAAUAAAUCAAGUUGUAGUAUAGUCAAAAUACUUCUUAAUAAUAGUGCAAAAAUUGUGUUGACACAUAACAAUUUCAUGGAAGAAAAAAUUCCGGUAUUUUAAGCAAAAAGUAUUUUGAAGGAAGGUUUGAAUACUGGUUUUGCUUCGUGUUACAUGUUGGCUGAUACAUAUUCAUGCAUUUACAUGAUUGCAGUACUUUAUAGCUACAUAUUUACCUUGACCAUUAUUAUUACUUUUGCCAAUAAAUAUUAGUAGCAC